Molecule: messenger RNA, 1941 nt
Organism: Fonsecaea erecta
Lineage: Eukaryota; Fungi; Ascomycota; Eurotiomycetes; Chaetothyriales; Herpotrichiellaceae
Exons: 1
Coding region: 1-1941 (646 amino acids)
Source: RefSeq, a predicted model, not a curated record
AUGGAAAAGCCGCCUCUUCAGCCAAUUUCAGAAUCACUGUCCGACUCUCUGACCUUCAGCAAUAGCCUGCCUUCGCCGAGUAGCAGUCGAGCCUCGUAUCCCAAGUUCGGGCCUCCUCGGCUACGACAACCAUGGCGGCACUCAGUCUCAAUCGGAGAGCACGGGUUGGGGUCGCGGACGACACGAGAGUUCAAACCUGACCGUCAACGGCAGCGGCUGUUGACCGUGGGCAUCUGGCAGUGGUUCAUCACGUCGCUGCUCUGUGGCCUCUUAGCCGCAUGCCUCGGAGCCUUUGGAAACUUGUUGUGGAUGACAGUAACACAGGUCAAAACUUUCAAUGCCCUGAUUGUGCUUCUGUCUCUGUUCCUCGGGAACAACCUGACCACCUCACUGCGAGAAUACGCAACCAUGAUGCGGUGGAGAAUGCUGGCUUCGAAAUACCGUUCUCUGAACGAAUUCGAUCUGUUGUUGCGCUGCGACAGUUUACGAAAGGUCGCGCGGUUAUUUUGGGUAGCAAGAACUCCUGGAGCCGUGUGGUUUUGGCUCAACACGACACAGUGGCUUUGUGCCUUGUGGCUGGUAGUCAACGUCCUCCUGCAAGUUCUUGUGGCCUUGCUGGGAUUGACGUACAACCUCAACACCUCACAUAUUCCCCAACGCCAGUUCGGGACAAUGACUAUCGCCGAUUUGAGCGUCAUUCGUGAUGUCUGGGGAGACAAGGAUCCCACCUUUGACGCGCAGUUGGGUUCCGCAAACCUCUUUGGCAUUCAAGGUCAGGAUUAUUUCUUCGUCGAAGGUAAUCCUCCGGGGCAGGGGAAAGUCCCAAGCUAUGGAACACCCGGCACUCCUACAAUCUAUGCCAACGCAGAUUGGGACGUCAUGACAUAUGUGUUUCAGGACCAGAAUAUCCGAAACCCUGACCUCACCUUGGUCUCCCACCGCAAUAUCAGCACAACUGCCACCUGCAAAGAGCUGCAAGUCAUCGAAGGCGGCAACGGAACCAGCACGUCCAUUAUUUAUCGCGACGAAGCUGGACGGCAAGCCACCCUCGACGUCGUGCAUGUCGGGGCGGGAGCUAUGACAUUUAUUGGUGUACUCAACUCCACCUGUGGGCCACGAUGUACGGAAGUGAUGGCGCUGCAAAGUGCCAAUGGCGAUACAAUCCCACAUCCAGCAUUCUUCAAGUGCCAAAGUAAAAUAUCGGAGGUGAUGGGAAUCGAAGAAUAUCUGGAUUAUGGAGAACCGGCGGCUUCGUUUGAGCUGCUCGAUCCUCAAGCCAAGAUUCUCGCCGGGGCGAUAGGAUGGUCCGGGUUCAACUACACAGCCAAUGACCAGUAUCAGUACGUCCGAUACAACACAGAAACCUGGUGGAGCCCCAAUAGUCCUGCCAAUGCAGGCUUGAUAUCUCAGCGGAUCAUGGAGUUCAGCAUCGAGGCAGUGGCAGCGAUCGACUACAAUGGCCCCCGGCGCAAUUCACGAGGCUGGUAUGCGGUGACCGCGCAAGUCGUGAGUGUGCAGUGGCGAUGGUCAGCUACAAUCUUGGGACUACUACCGUUCUUUCAACUGGUGGCAUUGAUAUGUGUCGUAGCCUGGGCCAAUCCUGCCAUUAUCCGGGACGACAGCGACUUGAGCACUGCACGACUCUUACGUCCUAUUGUCGACAAACUGGGCGACAGGGGCUGUUUGCUGACGGGCGCCGAGAUUGCGGAAGAGUUGGCGGACCUGAGGGUGAAAUACGGGUGGAGAGAGCCGGGCCCAGACUUUGCUUUCAGAAAUGAAAUCGACGGCGAUGUUAUCAGGCACGUCGAUGUCCUGGAUGAGAGGGAAGGAUUUGGCCAACAAGGUCCCAUGCCGGCCGGCCGGUAUGACGGGCUCGUACCCGAUAGACAUUCUACAGAAGCGCCACGAAGCCGGCGCGGACAGCGCUCCAUGAGUCUAUGA